Acipenser ruthenus (sterlet) is the source of this 4400-nucleotide messenger RNA. Its product is annotated as atrial natriuretic peptide-converting enzyme-like. Bases 78 to 3434 code for a protein of 1118 amino acids. The record is from RefSeq and is a predicted model, not a curated record. Gene Ontology annotation, cellular component: membrane. Gene Ontology annotation, molecular function: serine-type endopeptidase activity; protein binding. NCBI's taxonomy places the organism in Eukaryota, Metazoa, Chordata, Actinopteri, Acipenseriformes, Acipenseridae. The transcript is spliced from 22 exons. Gene Ontology annotation, biological process: peptide hormone processing; regulation of blood pressure; acrosome reaction.
UGAGUACAAAUGAGGCUCUAUCGAAUGACGAGGAGAGGGAAAGUGAGAGGAGAUGUGUGGAUGAGAACAGACUGAGCAUGUUAUCAAUGCAACAGUUUACUUCAGUCAACCCAGGCGAACAGUACCAACAAAUCGGCUCCAAUAACGGGGUGUUGGGGACAGAUGAAGCCAAUAUGGGGGAUGCUUGUUCUCAGAAAAUUGGAUCUGCCAAGUACCUCAGGCUUCUGCUGUUUAUUUUGAUUCCAUGUAUUUGUGCUCUCAUCUGUUCACUGGUUAUCCUUUUGGCUUUUGUAGGUAUAAUAGGAAAAGGCUUCUUUGAGUCAAGUGAGAAUGACCUUCUGUCCACCAGUGACAGUGCCCGAACAUCAAACAUUCCUAUCACAAACAUUUCUGAAAGUUUCCCAUUGGGGACUACUCCAUACACUGACCUGGGCACCCAGUCUGUCUUCUCAACUAGCAGUGGUGACCAGAACCCUAAAGCAAUGGAUAAUCUCACGCCACGCUCAGAAAACACAUCUCCGAGACCCAGUCUUCUAACGAAAGAACCCACUAGGGAGGGCUCGAGGCUGCAUAGCACAGGGCAAGGCAACAGGCUAUGGUCCAGCAAGACAUCUACUCUACCGGACUGGAUGGCAUCCCUUUCAACGCUUAGCCCUAUUGUACAGGCUACUACGCAAGAGCCAGCAAAGCCCUAUCCAGACAAUGGUGCCUGUACGGAUAUCAGUGUGAAUCAGUGCCAAAUACUUCCCUACAACCAGACCACUCUCACAUCCCAACUUUCCAUAGUCAAAGGUAUUGAAGUUGAGAUCUUCCUCAAGUUCUUCAGUUAUCUGAACCGCCUCAACUGCUAUCACCACAUCAUGCUGUUUGGCUGUAACUUGGCUCUUCCAGAAUGCUGGAAUGAAGGCGACAAAAGGAGAGUGAUUCUUCCCUGCAUGUCAUUCUGCGAGGCUGCAAAGGAAGGAUGUGAACCAGUUCUCCACAUGGUGAACGCUUCCUGGCCAGCGUUCCUCAGGUGCUCUCAGUUCAGCAAUGACACCAUGGCAGGAAAUGGCAGCCAAACCUGCUUCAGACCCCAGACGGAGAGAGGGGAGUCACUUAUGUGUGGUGGACAGGAGAGCUUCCCGUGUGCCAGAGGCAUCUGUAUCCCCAAGAAGCUGCUGUGUAACGGCUACAAUGACUGUGAUGACUGGAGCGACGAGGCGCACUGCAACUGCACUGAGGACCAGUAUCAGUGUGGCACUGGGAAGUGCCUGAGCCACAGUUUUAUAUGCGAUGGCUAUGAUGACUGUGGGGAUCUUAGCGAUGAGCGCAAUUGUGAGUGUGAUCCAAAGGAGGAGCACCGGUGUGGAGACGGGAGGUGCAUCACCUCAGACUGGGUGUGUGACGGGGACCACGACUGUGUCGACAAGAGCGACGAGGUCAACUGCUCCUGUACCAGCCAGGGCCUCAUGGAGUGCCGCAAUGGGCAGUGCAUUCCCAGUGCGUUCCGCUGCGACGGGGAGGAGGACUGCAAGGAUGGCAGCGAUGAGGAGCACUGCAGUACAGAGCAGAAUCUGAGUCUGUGUGCAGCAGGAAACACUGACUGCAGGGACACCUUCUGCCCUGGUGGUUGCAGUGAUAAUAUUGCCUGUGACAACCACAGUAACAGCAUGAACUGUAGUCGCUGUGAACCCAUUACUCUGGAGCUGUGCAUGAAUCUGCCCUACAACUUCACCAGCUACCCCAACUACCUGGGCCACCAGACUCAGAAGGAGACGUCUAUCAGCUGGGAAUCGUCCCUCUUCCCAGCCCUGGUCCAGACAAACUGUUACAAAUACCUCAUGUUCUUCGCCUGCACCGUCCUUGUGCCAAAGUGUGACCUGGAGACCCACAAGAGAGUGCCACCUUGCAGGUCAUUGUGUAAAAAUUCCAAGGAGCUCUGUGAGUCAGUCCUGGCCAUCGUUGGACUGCAGUGGCCGGAGGACACAGAUUGCACUCAGUUUCCAGAGGAGAACUCCGGCAAUGAAACAUGUCUGAUGCCUGACCAAGGUGUUGAGGAGUGCUCACCAAGCCACUUCAAGUGUAAUUCUGGAAGGUGCGUGUUAGCCUCGAGGAGGUGUGAUGGACAAACGGACUGCGAUGAUGACAGUGAUGAGGAAAACUGUGGUUGUACUGAGCGGGGGCUGUGGGAAUGCCCGUCGAACAAAGGGUGCAUCAAACAUACAAUGAUCUGUGAUGGAUUCCCUGACUGCCCAGACCUGGCAGAUGAAAAGAAUUGCUCUUUCUGUAAAGACAAUGAGAACGUGUGUAACAAUCAUGAGUGUGUGCACCGCAGCAUAUGGUGCGAUGGCAAAACAGACUGUUCUGACAGCUCAGACGAAUGGGAUUGUGUGACUCUGUCAAAGACACCCUCAUCCCUGCUGACCAUCCAUAAGUCUGCCUCGGACUAUCAGGUGUGUGCUGACAACUGGCAAGAAGAGCUGAGCAUGCUGGCCUGCAAGCAGAUGGGUUUAGGGGAUCUGCCCACCACCCACAUUGUACAAGACCAACAUGACCAACCAGGCCGCAGGAAGUGGCUGCACCUGAGCUCUGAUUGGAGACACAAGAACGGCUCCACCCUCCAAGCACUUCUGGUGAAAGGGCAUGUCUGUUGGAGCCGAAGCAAAGUGUCACUCCAUUGUGUCAAAGAAGACUGCGGCCGUAGACCUGCAGCUCGAAUGACCAAGAGAAUUCUGGGAGGCAGGACAAGUCGGCCUGGCCGCUGGCCCUGGCAGUGCUCCAUGCAGAGUGAUCCCAGCGGCCACAUCUGCGGCUGCGUCCUCAUUGGCAAGAAAUGGUUGCUGACAGUGGCACACUGCUUUGAAGGCCGGGAUAACGCUGAUGUUUGGAAAGUGGUGUUCGGUAUCAACAACCUGGACCACCCAUCACCCUUCAUGCAGACCAGGAAGGUGAAGAGAAUUAUUCUCCACCCAAGGUACAACAGAGCAGUGGUGGAUUAUGACAUCAGCAUAGUGGAACUGGAUGAGGAGAUUAAUGAGACCAGCUAUGUGAGGCCUGUGUGUCUACCCAACAAAGACCAGCAUGCACAGCCAGAUACAUACUGUUACAUCACGGGAUGGGGCCACAUGGGCAACAGGAUGCCCUUUAAGUUGCAAGAAGGAGAGGUUCGGAUUAUUUCAAUGGAUCAGUGUCAAUCUUACUUUGAUAUGAAAACCAUCACGUCUCGUAUGUUAUGUGCAGGAUACGAAUCUGGAACAGUGGAUUCUUGUAUGGGUGACAGUGGCGGGCCGUUAGUCUGUGAAGAGUCUGCAGGACGCUGGACCUUGUAUGGGCUGACAUCCUGGGGAUCUGUUUGUUUUUCCCAAGUCUUGGGACCUGGCGUUUACAGCAAUGUAACUCAUUUUGUGGAAUGGAUCGAGAGACAGAUAUAUCUCCACACGUUUCUCCUCUAGUAGCCUGUGACACGGUAGAGAUGGGAGGGGCUCUUUAAAACAAAUUGAGACAAAAGCUUUGGCAGCUAGAGAUUAAAAAACUGUGAAGAUGAUUCCUGGGAAUCAUAGGAUCUUCCGGAUCACAAAAUAUUUACAUUUGAUGGAGGGUGAAGGUAUUAUUUUACCCUAGACUCCAGUGAAGAAUUGUCAGAUGCUUCUAGCAUUUUCUCUGAAUUUGUAUUCACUUUGCUGUUUUACCAUUCCAUGGGAACAGGUCACUUGGCUUUGAGCCUCUUAGGCUGGGCUGAUUUUGAUGCUGUCAUUUAUUUGUAGAGCUGCAUUGGCGCUUUGAUCAUAACCGUGAACAAUGCGUUUAGCAUCUUGUUGUACAAGUCACAGUAGUAUUUCUGUUUCUAUAUUCAAGACUGCAACCUGCUUGUUUAACAGUUUCGUAAGUCCUGUCACUAACAUCGUUUUAACAAGAACAUUACCCAAGCUUACCACUGCUCUAAAGAAAAGAUCAUAAUCUAGUAUACAUGCAGGGUUUUCUUAAACUUCUGUACAGUCUAAACAUACUACAAUUAUCUGUACUUGAUUAUCACAGUUUGUUUUGAACUUUCUACACUUUAAUAGAAGGGAAGAAAAAUACUAUUGUAUUGUUGAAUUCCUAGUGUGAAACAGGCAUCAGAUGAGAUUAUGUGUAAGAGUCAACAGGGAUACAGGAGAAAUGGCUUGGAGCCAAGUGGACCAGAUCCCCAUUCCAAAUGUAAAGACUACUUCAAGGUAUUCUCAAGGGUUUUGACAUAGAAUAUGUCUCUCUGAAUGACUUCAAAAUACUUCUGUAAGCAUUAUAUGUAAAAAUAGGAACGCAACAAACUGGUAAAUAUAUGUAUGCACAAGGCAACACUUGAUAUGUCCUGUAUUUUGCCAAAAAAAAAAAAAAAACCCAGAAAAGCCAUCUCUCCUAUUUUGUCACAACAGAGAUGC